Diversispora eburnea is the source of this 1869-nucleotide messenger RNA. NCBI's taxonomy places the organism in Eukaryota, Fungi, Glomeromycota, Glomeromycetes, Diversisporales, Diversisporaceae. The record is from the annotation of a GenBank genome assembly.
AUGAAAUCCUAUAAAUCCAAAUCUUCUAAAAAUUAUAAAACUUUUGAAGAAAGAAUGUUAAAUAAUAAUUUUGAUUUACAAGAAUUUCACGAAAGUAAUAAAAAUAAUAACCAUAAAAUUAAUAAUUAUGAAGUUUAUAACGAAGAAGAAUAUUUUGAAGGAGAAGAAAUUUUAGAUUCACCUUCAAACAUUUCAAAUAUUCAAGAUUCUAUUUACGAAAAAAUUAACGCUCCAAGAUAUCGUGAUUUCGAGAAUGAUGUAACUUUUGGUGAAGGGGAUUCUUGGUUUGAUCAAGGAAACACCAUCACUAUUACCAAUUUUCCCACUUUUUCAUUUAAUACUAAAAAAACAACGAAUGCAACUUCAAACUCAGUAGUAAUAUCACAAGAUAAACAAGAAGAAGAGGACAAGGGAAAAGAUGAGAAAAAUGGUAGUAACAUUAGAGAAGAUAAUUAUAAUAUUAUUACGACUAAUAUGACCACGACAACGACUACUGCGACGACCACUAAAGCAGCCGCUGCUAGGAUCAAAGUCAAUGAUAAUAAUGGUAAGGAUGAUAUAAAUGAUAAAUAUAAUAAAUUGGAUAAAUUGAAUAAAUUGGUUGAUAAACAAUUGGAAGAGAUUAAUAAUAAAUUGGAUAAAUUGAGUAAAGAGGUAGAUAAACAACUGAAUGAUAAUAAAUUGGAAGUUAAGGUAGAUGAUAAAGGGGAUCAUGAUAAUAAAGUUGAUGGUAAGAUGGAUUAUAAGUUGGAUGAUAAAAUGGAUGAUAAGGUGAAUGAUAAAACGGAUGAUAAAGUGAAUUAUAAAAUGAAUGAUAAGGUAGAUGAUGAUAAAGUUGAUGAUAAGGUGGAUGAUGAUAAAGUUGAUGAUAAGAUGGAUGAUAAUAAAUUAGAAGAUAAAAUAGAUUCGACAAAAUCGAAAUCACAAAAGUUACUUGAUACAAACAUAUUUCCAGAACCCAAUCAUCAUUCAUUAGUCCAUCAUAAUAAUAAUAUUAAUAAUAUUAAUAAUAUUAAUUCUAGAAGUAAUAUUAGAAGUUAUAGUAGAAAUAAUAGUAGACUUAAUAAAGUCACAAUUCCCGUUGAAUUCAAUUCUUUAAAAUCACAGCCAGGAAUAUCAAAGAAUCGACGUCCACAACAACAAUUUAGAAAAAAAUUUCACUAUAAAAAAGAGUUAACUGUACCUAAACCUUUUAAAUUUCAUACAACUUCACAAAGAAUUAAAAAUUUUUUGGAAAAAACUCCGGACAGAUUUAAAUCAAAACUUGUAUCUGUUAAACAACCUGCACCAUCAUCACGUAACUUAAACUAUCUUCCUCAUCCCCUUUCUAAUUCCACAAUACCUAAAUCUCCAUUUUUACGAACUAAACGAAGAGCAAAAACUAAUGCUAUCAAAAAACCAAUUGAUGAAAGACAUGAAGGACACGAGGAACAUGAGGGACACGAAGAACAUGAAGCAGUAGUAUUAGAAUCAGAAAAAAAUGAUCAAAAGAUUAAUAAAUUCAAUAAAUCAGAGAAAUCGAAAAGGUUAGAAAAGUCAGAAAAAUUGGAUAAGUCGGAUAAGUCAGAGAAACGUAAUAAAGAAAAUAAGAAUAAUCUUCGUACAAAAUUCACUAUGAAAUAUAACUCAAAAAAAUCCGGUAAACCACUUACAGAACCUGUUAGUUUCGUUUUUCAAACUGAAACACGUAUUAAAUUACGUAAAGCUCAUGACGAACAAAGAAAAGCAAACAACAAUCAUAAUAAUGAAACACUCAAAAAGGUAAAUGUGAAAAAAGAUCAACUACAACAAUUUCAACCACAAGAAUCGCGUCAUUUAAGAUUAGAAGCUAUUAAUAACGCCAAUAAUAUCAUUAACAAUGAUAAAUAA